Messenger RNA from Pelobates fuscus (common spadefoot toad), 2496 nucleotides. It is a transcript of the gene DNER, whose product is annotated as delta/notch like EGF repeat containing. Lineage: Eukaryota; Metazoa; Chordata; Amphibia; Anura; Pelobatidae. The transcript is spliced from 13 exons. The record is from RefSeq and is a predicted model, not a curated record. Bases 385 to 2409 code for a protein of 674 amino acids. Gene Ontology annotation, molecular function: calcium ion binding.
GGUAACAGGAGCUGGCUGCUCAGUGCUCAGUGCAGCAUCCUGAGCUCUAACCGAGUAUACCGAGCGGGUACCGAGUAUACAGACAGCGGGUACCGGGUAUACAGACAGCGGGUACCGAGUAUACCGAGCGGGUACCGAGUAUACAGACAGCGGGUACCGGGUAUACAGACAGCGGGUACCGAGUAUACCGAGCGGGUACCGAGUAUACAGACAGCGGGUACCGGGGAUACCGAGCGGGUACCGAGUAUACAGAGCGGGUACCGGGAAUACAGAGCGGGUACCGAGUAUACAGACAGCGGGUACCGGAGAUAGGUAUUCCUCUUUGCCGUAGUGAUCCUAUUACCGGCCAGCCGGCGGACACUGCAUCCCGCCUCCUGCUCUCCCAUGCCUCCCCCGGGCUCUCCCGGUCCUGUCUCCGGUUACUUUCUCCUCCUGAUCCUCCCGGCGGUGCUCAGUGCCGAACUCCCCGGGGAACCGUGCCGAACCGAACCAUGUGCCAGCAGCGGGAGCCAGUUUGUUGUAGACCCCUGUGGAGAAAGCCCUUGUAACCACGGAAACUGCAUUGUCCAUGGGGACAGUUAUCUCUGCAUCUGCAAUGAUGGGUUCACUGGAGUUCACUGCAGCAUUGCACCACUCAACUCUACAAAGGGCCCAACUGUGGGACAACCAGAACCUGACCAACCUACCACAGUGCCUCAUUCCCAACCAUCAUUGCUAUUGCCAAGAUGGAGGCCCAGGGCAGGACAAAAGUUGACCACCUUCGCAUGGGACAAAGUUCAGGUUCUGCCUGAUGUUGCGUGUGGAAACGCAAGCUCCAACACUUCCAAUGGAGGGCGAUUGGUAUCAUUUGAAGUUGCAGAGAACACAUCUAUGAAAAUAUUAAAAGAUGCCACUGCUUCUCUAAUACUACUGUGGAAAGUGACAUCGGGCAGCUUCAACCAGUGCUCCUUGAUUGAUGGCAGAAGUGUUACCUUACUGCAGGCACCUGGUGGCCUGGUGCUCUCAGAAGAAGUGCUGGCUCUUGGGAAUAAUUACUUCAUUGGUUUUGUGAACGAUUCUGUGAGUAAAAGCAUUGUGGCUUUACGUCUUGCUGUGUUGGUAAAAAUCUCUGACUGUGUUUCCGAGGGAAGUCAAGUGAAAGCUCCUGAGUGUUCUGGGAAAGGAAGUUGCAUUACCAAAAAGACAGAGAACACAUAUUCCUGUCACUGUGAUACUGGCUACACUGGAGUUUACUGUGAAGAGUUUGACGCUUGCCACAAUCACCCAUGCCACAAUAAUGCCACAUGCAGUGACGUCAUUCAGAGACAUAACGGGAAAAAUGCAACCUGUACUUGCUUGCCAGGAUAUACUGGAGAUCUGUGUGAGUCUCUGUUGGAUCACUGCUCCCCACAGCCCUGCAGGAAUGGGGCUACCUGUGUCACCAGUCUCAAUGGAUUCAGCUGCCAGUGUCCAGAAGGAUUCCUAGGUUCGUUCUGUGAAGAGAAAAUUGAUCCAUGCUCCAGUUCCCCCUGCCUUAAUAAUGGUAGCUGUUCUUCCUCUGGGCUCUCAUACUCCUGCCGAUGCAGUCCAGGUUACACAGGACAAACGUGUGCUCAGCUGGUGGACUUCUGUGCCCUCAGCCCAUGUGCUCACGGAAUUUGCCGUAGCGUUGGAACCAGCUACAAAUGUCUGUGCAUCCCAGGUUACCAUGGGCUGUACUGUGAGGAGGAGUACAACGAGUGUCUGUCUGCCCCAUGUCAGAACGGCGCUUCCUGUACAGACCUUGUCAAUGGGUACCGCUGCGUUUGUCCCCCAGAGUAUGAAGGUCAUCACUGUGAAUUGUACAAGGACCCCUGUGUGAAUGUCACCUGCCAGAACGGAGGUACAUGUGACAGUGAAGGGCUGAAUGCUACUUGCACUUGUGUUUCUGGAUUUAUGGGGGAGGAGUGUGACAUUGAUAUUAAUGAGUGUGAGAGCAACCCUUGUCACCACUCAGGCACUUGUGUGGACCAGCCUAAUGGAUAUACCUGUCACUGUCCACAUGGCUGGGUGGGAGCCAAUUGUGAGAUUCAUCUACAGUGGAAAGCUGGGCACAUGGCAGAGAGUUUGACUAAUAUGCCUCGACACUCACUCUACAUUAUUAUUGGUGCGCUCUGCGUGGCCUUUGUACUCAUGCUGAUCAUUCUUAUUGUUGGGAUAUGCCGAAUCAGCCGCAUUGAGUACCAGGGGUCCUCUCGGCCAGCCUACGAAGAGUUCUACAACUGCCGUAGUAUUGACAGUGAAUUCAGCAGCGCAAUUGCAUCAAUUCGACAUGCAAGAUUUGGGAAGAAGUCUCGUCCUGCCAUGUAUGAUGCAACUCCCGUAACUUAUGAGGAUUAUAGCCCAGAUGACAAGCCUCUUGUUACACUGAUCAAGACAAAGGACUUGUAGUGUGUCCCCUCCACUCAUUAUUUAGAUUUCAUAAAAGAGGGGGAAUUGUCUUUUAAAUGGAUGAUUUACUAAACUGACUAAUUAUUU